Sinocyclocheilus rhinocerous is the source of this 1302-nucleotide messenger RNA. Its product is annotated as coiled-coil domain-containing protein 136-like. The record is from RefSeq and is a predicted model, not a curated record. Bases 283 to 1296 code for a protein of 337 amino acids. The transcript has 8 exons. Gene Ontology annotation, cellular component: acrosomal membrane. NCBI's taxonomy places the organism in Eukaryota, Metazoa, Chordata, Actinopteri, Cypriniformes, Cyprinidae. Gene Ontology annotation, biological process: acrosome assembly; single fertilization.
UGAGUGAAUGUUUCUCUCCUCACUCUCUGUGCUCUCGUCUGCUGUGGUUAUCAUGGACAUGCAGUCUUCAUGUCAGCAGCUUGCCUCCUAACGGACGUGAAAAAGAAGCAACAGGACGAGAGAGUGGUGUUGACUGGGCUUCUGAAACAGAGACGGGCCUACAUGCCUCGUAAUUUCAACAGACCCUUCAUCCUUCAGACAGACACAUCACAAACUGGACUCGGGGCUGUCCUUUCACAGACAAUACGAGGUGACAGAGUGAUCUGACAUCAGGAAAGCAUCAUGAGCACUGAAAAAGAGCGCAGCGUCCUGAAUGAUGCCGACGAGGAGAAGGAGGUGAAGGAUGAGAAGACUGCUGUGAAGGAGGAGCUGUCUGAGGAGCAGGAGCUGGAGGAGCUAAGGGCUCAGGUGCUGCAGCUCCUGCUUGAGCUGGAAGAAGCUCGAGACACGGCUCAGAAACACGAGGAGAGCUUUCUGGAGCUGCAAGGUCUUCUCGAGGAGGAACGUUUAGCUAGUGCUCAUCAGGCAGAGGCCUUCACAAGACAGAUCCAGCAUCUGCAAGCACAACUUCGUUCUGUUCAGGAGGAGAUGGACAGUCUGGAGGAGGAGAAGGAGAGCGAGCUUCUGGAAGCGCAGGAGGAGCUGCGGGCGGCGCAGGAGGAGGUGCUGCUGCUGCAGCAGGCGUCGGAGGAGGCCGCGGCUGAAAGAGAGAACGACAUCGCCAGUCUGCAGGAGGAGCUCUGCCGCUUACGGGCGGACAUCUCUCGACUGGAGAACACGGGACAGGAGUACGAGCUGGAGAUCGUCACACUCCGAGCGGAAAUAGAGAUGAAGAGCCUGAGCCGUCUACAGCAGAGGAAGGAGGGUGAGAACAGAAACACAGCGCUAAAAGAUUCAGGCAGCUCCUGCAUCACUCUUAAAGAAGAACAGGACGAGACAGAAGAGGCAAAACACACGCAGUGCGGUACAGAGACAGAAACGGGAAGCUCUUGCAUGAGCUCCAACUGCAGGCUGGUGGACGCUGGGAUCCAGAAGAACAUAUCGUUUGAUGGCAAACCUGUGACCCCCACCGGCUGGACAGGAGGUUUCUCAGAGAUCCUCUCACUGAGAGAUCAGCUCAAGCAGACAGAAGAGAAGGCCACACACGAGCAGAGAGAGUGUGAUGGACUGAAGAAUGAACUACAGAAUCUGCAGGAAAUGUACGAGACCAGCCAGAAGGAGCGAGCCGAGCUGGAGCUGGAGUUACUGCGCUGCAGGGAAGAGCUGGAGAGAGCUGCUGAAGUCAAAGAGGAAUGAUGCUAA